CCAGUAAGAAAUCUGGAGAGCCGUUAAUCAUCUCAGACAUUAAGAAAGGCAGCAUGGCUCACAGAACUGGUACCUUGGAACCAGGGGACAAGCUCCUGGCCAUAGACAACAUCAGACUGGAGAGCUGUUCCAUGGAAGACGCCUGUCAGAUCCUGGAACAGGCCGAGGACCUGGUUAAACUCAAGAUCCGUAAGGACGAAGACAACUCUGAUGAACAGGAGACGUCUGGUUUAAUCAUCUAUACGGUGGAGCUGAAGAGAUAUGGAGGCCCGCUGGGCAUCACCAUCUCAGGCACAGAGGAGCCCUUUGACCCCAUCGUUAUCUCUGGCCUCACCAAGCGGGGCCUGGCUGAAAGGACCGGAGCGAUCCAUGUGGGAGACCGUAUUCUGGCAAUCAACAGUGUCAGUCUGAAGGGCAAGCCGCUCAGCGAGGCCAUUCACCUACUACAGAUGGCCGGGGAGACAGUCACACUGAAGAUCAAGAAACAGGUCGACAUGGCAGACGAGAAGAAGAAGGAUGGAGAGAUGGAGAAUGAUUUGAGUGACACGGAGGAGGUGUCGGACAUGACAGACUCUCAGAAGACCAACAAGCUGUCAGAGAUUUACUCCACCACCAUUCCCAGUGUGGACUCUGCCAUGGAGUCCUGGGACGGAUCCGGCAUCGACGCUGGCUACGGAAGCCAAGGGCCCUACAACCACCAGGCAGCAGGCAUCGCCCUGCACCCCCAUGAGUGGAGGAGUGCCAAGCAGAGGACCAGCCCCCCACCCCCGGCCCGCCGUAUUAAGAACUACCCUUUCAGUGACGGGGGCUUCAGUGAAGACGACUGGGACAAACCGUCAGGAUACACCAGCCAGCCUCACAGUGACGCCAUCAUGCUCGACCACGAGGACAGUUUCUGGUGUCAGGCACUGGAAGACCUGGAGACCUGUGGACAGUCUGAGCUCCUCAGAGAGAUAGAGGCAUCUAUUAUGACGGGCAGUGCCAUCAGUAUUGGGGUGGAUGGUAACAAGUCCCAUGCCCAUAUGCACCCGGAGGCCCAACUCCUGCAUCACGAGGCCAGAACCCAGCUGCAUCACGAGGCCAGGGCAAAGAACACACUCCGGGUGUCUGAGAAGACCUGGGAGUCUCGCAGGAUCAAGGAAGAGAUGCAGGAGAUCCUCUCCCCUACCCCUCUGGAGCUACACAAGGUGACGGUGAUGAAGGAUCCAGAAAGCGAUGACUUCGGCUUCAGCGUCUCCGACGGGUUCCUGGAGAAAGGUGUUUACGUCAACAUGAUCCGUCCGGAGGGCCCAGCAGAUCGCGCAGGCCUGAAACCAUAUGACAGGAUCCUACAGGUGAACCAUGUGCGUACCAGAGACUUCGACUGCUGCCUGGCUGUGCCCCUGAUCACCGAGGCUGGGGACAAGCUGGAGCUGGUGAUCAGCAGGAACCCUCUGGCCCAGCAACUGCACCAAGACUGUCUGGACCAGGAUCAAGGCCUUCUCAUCUCUGCACUGCAGUCCAACAGUAGGGAACAACACCACUAUACCACCACUACAACCCGAGCCAUGGACCUUUGAUUACAGACACGCCAAGCCACAGACCUUUACCAUGGAGCUGUCUGUGAAUCUACAGACACACACAGAACAAUGGACCUUCUUUGGAGAUGUUAACUACAGACACAGCCACAGACCAGUACCAUGGACACACCAAGUCACAGACUGAAAUUCUGAAUGAACUACAGACAGGAGCCACAAACCAGCGCAAUGGACCUGUGACUAAAGACACAGACCAGUAUUAUAGACCUGUGACUAAAGACACCGACCAGUACUAUAGACCUGUGACUAAAGACACAGACCAGUACUAUAGACCUGUGACUAAAGACACUGACCAGUACUAUAGACCUGUAACUUAAGACACAGACCAGUACUAUAGACCUGUGACUAAGGACACAGACCAGUACUAUAGACCUGUGACUAAAGACACCGACCAGUACUAUAGACCUGUGACUGAAGACACAGACCAGUACUAUAGACCUGUGACUAAAGACACAGACCACUACUAUAGACCUGUGACUAAAGACACAGACCAGUACUAUAGACCUGGGACUAAAGACACAGACCAGUAUUAUAGACCGGUGACUAAAGACACAGACCAGUAUUAUAGACCUGUGACUAUAGACACAGACCAGUAUUAUAGACCUGUGACUAAAGACACAGACCAGUAUUAUAGACCUGUGACUAUAGACACAGACCAGUACUAUAUACCUGUGACUAAAGACACAGACCAGUAUUAUAGACCUGUGACUAAAGACACAGACCAGUACUAUAGACCUGUGACUAAAGACACAGACCAGUAUUAUAGACCUGUGACUAAAGACACAGACCAGUACUAUAGACCUGUGACUAAAGACACAGACAAGUACUAUAGACCUGUAACUUUACUAUACAAAUUAAAAAAUAAAUGUUGAUGUGUUUACCAGAUCGCUGAACCAACUGGCUCAGUGAAACAGGCUCAGAUCCACAGACACAGAGAAACAGGCUCAGUGAAACAGGCUCAGAGCCAUGGACACAGAGAAACAGGCUCAGUGAAACAGGCUCAGAGCCACGGACACAGAGCCACGGACACAGAGAAACAGGCUCAGAGAAACAGGCUCAGUGAAACAGGCUCAGAGCAGCAGUCUCAGAUCCACGGACACAGAGAAACAGGCUCAGUGAAACAGGCUCAGAGCCACGGACACUGUUCGUGGCCACUGGACUCACUAACAAAAUGACAAUCCUUACAGACUCCCAGAGCUCUCCAACACUGAGAAGUGUCUUCAGCCCCACCAACUGUGGUGCAAAAAAAAAAAAGAAGACUUUUUUACAGAUGCAUUUUUCCCACAAGUCUUGUGUUUCGUGUGUUGCCAUUCUGCCUCUUACAAAACAGAAGAAGAAAUAAUGUACCAUACCGUGAGCGGACAAAACAUUAAGAACACCUUCCUAAUAUUGAGUUUCACUCCCCCCAUUUUUGCCCUAAGAAUAGCCUCAAUUCGUCAGGCAUGGACUGUACAAGGUGUCGAAAGCGUUCCACAGGGAUGCUGGCCCAUAUUGACUCCAAUAGUUUUUUAUGUUUUAUUUUACCUUUAUUUAACUAGGCAAGUCAUUUAAGAACAAAUUUUGAUUUACAAUGACGGCCUACGCCGGCCGACGCUGGGCCACUUGCCCGCAGCCCUAUGGGACUCCCAAUCACGGCCGGAUGUGGUACAGCCUGGAAUCGAACCAGGGACUGUAGUGACGCCUCUUGCACUCUGUGCGACUCGGGAGCCUACAACCUGUUGUGUCCGGUUGGCUGAAUGUUUUUUGGGUGGUGGACCAUUCUUGAUACACACAAUAAACUGUUGAGCGUGAAAAACCCAGCAGCAUUGCAGUUCUUGACACAAA
Messenger RNA from Salvelinus namaycush (lake trout), 3401 nucleotides. RefSeq names its product glutamate receptor-interacting protein 2-like. The transcript has 11 exons. Lineage: Eukaryota; Metazoa; Chordata; Actinopteri; Salmoniformes; Salmonidae. The record is from RefSeq and is a predicted model, not a curated record. The annotation marks the transcript as partial. Gene Ontology annotation, molecular function: protein binding. Gene Ontology annotation, biological process: neurotransmitter receptor transport, endosome to postsynaptic membrane.